Messenger RNA from Alligator mississippiensis (American alligator), 6575 nucleotides. RefSeq names its product zinc finger and BTB domain containing 11 (gene ZBTB11). The record is from RefSeq and is a predicted model, not a curated record. Gene Ontology annotation, biological process: regulation of transcription by RNA polymerase II. Gene Ontology annotation, cellular component: nucleus. The transcript has 11 exons. Gene Ontology annotation, molecular function: RNA polymerase II cis-regulatory region sequence-specific DNA binding; DNA-binding transcription factor activity, RNA polymerase II-specific; protein binding. Lineage: Eukaryota; Metazoa; Chordata; Crocodylia; Alligatoridae. Bases 271 to 3414 code for a protein of 1047 amino acids.
UUGUCUCUCCGUCGCGGCUGCUGCCCGAGCUUCUCCCUCCCACUGGACGCCGCUGGCCGCGCAACUCCAGUUCCCCCCCGGGCCCGGCUCCCUGCGGACCCGCCGCCUCGGAAAGGAGGGUGGCAGCACGCCCGCCUCCCUGUGGCCAGGGCCUGGGGAGGCCCUGGGCCAAGGCAACGGCCCUGCGGCCCCCCCGCCACGUGACCACUCAACCGCCGCGGGGGGCUGCUAGCGCCCCCUCCCCCGCGGGGGGGGCCCGGGGGCGGCGCCAUGGCGAGCGAGGAGAGCUACUUGGCCAUCCUGCGCUACUUGACCAACGAGCGCGAGCCGUACGCGCCGGGCACGGAGGGCAACGCUAAGCGCAAGAUCCGCAAGGCGGCCGCGUGCUACGUGGUGCGCGGCGGGACCCUGUACUACCAGCGGCGGCGGCGGGAUCAGCCGCGCUUCGCCGAGCUCGAGGUGGUGCUGCAGGCCGAGCGCCGCGAACACCUCAUCCGCGCCGCCCAUCUCGGCCCCGACGGCGCCCACCGCACACGCCUGCAGACCUGGCAGGGACUCUCGCAGCAGUACUGGUGGAGAGGUAUUCUUAAACAAGUUAAAGACUACAUUAAGGAAUGUAGUAAAUGCCAAGAAAAACUAGAUCGUUCUAGAUCCCUCACAGAUCCUUCUGAAAUGCUGGAGGAACUAGGAUUAGAUGCAAAAUUUUAUGAAGACAGUAAUGGAACAGAUGAUGAAUUGAGUAACACAGCAUCGAUCCCAGCUGCAUCCCCAAAACCUGUGAAAAAGAAGCCAAUAUCCAAACACGAGCUUGUGUUUGUUGACAGUAAAGGUCUUGUGAAGCAGUCUUCUCCAAAACACUGUCUGUCGGUCUUGAACCAACUGAACCAGCAGAGGCUUUCCAAUCAGUUUUGUGAUGUUACCCUAUUGAUUGAAGGAGAGGAGUACAAAGCACACAAAUCUGUCUUGGCAGCCAACAGUGAAUACUUCCGGGAGCUCUUCAUUGAAAAGGGAGCUGUCUCAAGUCAUGAAGCUGUAGUGGAUCUUUCAGGCUUUUGCAAGUCAAGCUUUCUCCCUUUAUUGGAAUUUGCUUAUACCUCAGAAUUAACUUUUGACUUCUGUAGCAUGGCAGAUGUUGCCUUGCUAGCCCGACAUCUCUUUAUGUCAGAGGUUUUGGAAAUAUGUGAAAAUGUGCACAAACAGAUGGAAGAGAAACAAAUCACAGUGUACCAAAAGGGAGAUAUUCACACAGUAGAGUCUAUGCAGAAUUUAACACAACAGAAUAACGUUGAGAUUCAGCCUAUGGACAGUGUUGAACAGCCUUUACCUACAGAAAUGUCAAAUAGUGAAGAAGUAGCAAUUACAAAUGGAACUUCCCCCAGUACUGGAGAAGAUGAAGUAGUGGCACUGCAGUCUGACUCUCAGACUGUAGAACCUACUGAGACUAUAACUGCUAGUCUUUCAGAGACUGGGGGGCAGUGUGAAACUACUGCAAAUGCUAUAAAACUAGAAAUGGAAGAGCGCGUUCCAAAUGACAUUGUGUCUGUCAUGCAGUCUGAGCCCUCAGCUGUGGAGGGCCUGGAUACACCCUCUCAGACAGAAAAUGGGGCUGAUCAAAAUGAGAGCAGUGAAGCAAAUGUAGAAAUUGUGUCAGAAAACUCCCUGGACAUACUUAAACCAAAACCUGGCCAGCCAUGUAAAGCCUCAGACCUUCCAGCUCCUCACCCUGAGAGUAUAGUCUCAAACCAAGAUGAUACAUACAAAAGCAAACUUCGUCAGCGUUCUGUUAGCGAAGGUGGAUAUAUCAGAUUGCAUAAAGGAAUUGAGAAAAAGUUACAGAACAGGAAGACAGCACCCAAAUCGCCAACACAGCAGGCUGCCAUGAAGUUAGUGCAAAGAGGAAAGAAAAUGAAGCAACCCAAGAGAGAUUCCACAGAGAACAGUGAGGUAGAAGCUCAGCACAAAUGUACUGAAUGUGGAAUGGUUUUUCAGCGGCGUUAUGCACUUAUAAUGCACACACUGAAACAUGAGAGAACUAAAGAGUACAAGUGCCCGCUGUGUAAAAAAGAAUUUCAAUAUGGUGCUUCUCUACGAGCUCAUCUUGUUCGGCAUACCCGAAAAAAUGAAGUGAGGACUGCAACUGCCAGCAUAGAAGAGAUGGGAAUGUCAGAAGUGAAAGGGAGAACCAAGAGGGAGUUUAUAUGUGAUAUAUGUGGAAGAACUCUACCUAAGCUUUAUUCUCUCAGAAUACAUAUGCUCAAACAUACAGGUGUAAAGCCACAUGGAUGCAAGGUUUGUGGAAAAACAUUUACUUACAAGCAUGGAUUAAAAAUGCACUUAGCUCUUCAUGAAGCACAGAAGCAGUUUAAAUGUGAAUUGUGUGAAAAGUCUUUUGUCACAAAACGGAGUCUUCAGGAACACAUGAGCAUUCAUACAGGAGAAUCUAAGUAUCUUUGCUCCAUCUGUGGGAACUCUUUUCAUAGAGCCUCCGGACUCAGUAAGCAUAUCAAGAAACACCAGCCAAAGCCUGAAGUUCGUGGAUAUCAGUGUACCCAGUGUGAUAAAAGUUUCUAUGAAGCUCGGGACCUUCGGCAACACAUGAACAAACACCUUGAUGUGAAGCCUUUCCAGUGCCAGUUCUGUGGGAAAUGUUACAGUUGGAAGAAAGACUGGUAUUCACAUGUGAAGUCCCAUUCUGUCACAGAUCCUUACAGGUGUAACAUAUGCGGCAAAGAAUUCUAUGAGAAAGCUUUGUACAGAAGGCAUGUAAAGAAGGCCACUCACGGGAAGAAAGGGAGAGCAAAACAAAAUCUGGAACGAGUAUGUGAACACUGUGGAAGAAAAUUUACCCAGCUUCGAGAGUUCAGGAGACACAUGAACAAUCAUGAAGGUGUGAAGCCUUUUGAAUGCCUGACUUGUGGAGUAGCUUGGGCUGAUGCACGUUCCUUGAAGCGCCAUGUCAGGACACAUACCGGAGAGCGACCCUACAUCUGCCCUGUGUGUAGUGAAGCUUACAUAGAUGCUCGGACGCUCCGAAAGCAUAUGACCAAGUUCCACAGAGAUUAUGUACCUUGUAAAAUAAUGCUGGAAAAGGACACCCUUCAGUUUCAUAACCAAGGGACACAGGUGGAACAUGCCAUCAGUAUAUUAGCAGCAGACAUGCAAGAACAAGAAACUGAGAUUAAUGUGGGUGGUGAGGAGAUUGAGACCGUGGUAGUGACAGGAGAAACACUUGAAGCAAUUGAAGCUGUUGCGGCGACUGAGGAAUGUACAUCAGUGUCCACCCUUUCUGACCAAAGUAUCAUGCAGGUAGUAAAUUAUGUAUUGGCACAACAGCAAGGACAAAAAAUGGCUGAGGUCACACAAGCCAUUGAAACUGUAGAAGUAGAAGUGGCCCAUGUUACAGAGACAGAGUGAACGCAGUUUGUAAUGGAAAACAAGAAGUGCAUGUGGCAUUAUGACAUGUAAUGAGCUAAAUAUUAAUUGAAUAUUUGAGGCUUAUAAUAAGAGAGUAACUUUCAGACACUGAAUUGCUAUGUUGAAUAUCUUGGUUGCGAAAUGGUAUUGAUCCAAGUAUCACAAAAAGAAGAAAAAACACCCUCCCAGAACAAAGCAAAACAAAAAAACCCCCAAACCCCAGAUAUUUCAGUGUGUGGACCAAGGGUUUGAAGACUAAGAUUUCUGCACUGGUCAUAGUCAAUGAGUACAAAAAAGGUCUAAAAAUAAAAUGUUUCCUGUGUAAUGGCAGUUAGUAACAUGUAAUUUUUUAAUUAACUUUUACAAUGAAAUUGUGCUAAAAAAUUAGUACUGUACAACUCUUUCGCUAGCUUUUUGCCUUUGUUUUAAUGCAUUUCAUCAGGGUCAAUGAAUGGUUUUUCAGUGGCAGGUUCUGUCCUCUCUUUUUACUCCCCAGAUCAGGGGAUGUUAGACUGCACCAUGAAGUGUGCACUACUCCCUGGGAAGGGCUGAAGUGUUGUGUUUGGGUUCGUUUGCCUUGGGGAGACCUGAUAAUUGUGUAUAAAUCUAUAAAGUGUAUCCAGGAAUUUUGCAAAAUUAGCCUAAAUUAUUGAAGUUGGUGUGUAACAGGUUGUACACCUAAAGAUUCUGCAAACAAUAGUUUGUGAGAGUUCAAGCCAGGCAGUGAUAAUGAGCUCCUUAGUUCCAGUGAAGAGCAGUUAAUUGCAUGAGUACAGUAGGAUAUAACUGCUCUUCACUUAUUAUAAGGGAAUUAUUCUAUUACUUAAUUGUGUUAACAAAGUGCUCCUCUGUUUUGUUUGUUGUGCCCGAGGCAGGCAAACUAUGGUGGAUGUAGAUAAAGUCUAAACUUUGUAUUCAGUUUAACAGAAAUUUCCACAGAGAAAACAGUUAAAUGUAAUUGGUAUUUUUUUUGGCAAUGGUGUAAAAAAUAUGCUGAAGAAAUUUAAACUACUUCUGAUCUGGUUUUCACCCAGUUGUGGCUAAUUGAUCUCAUUGGACACUUGGGACUUCUGGCAUGAGAGAAGGGCCAGGUUAGAACUGAGUUGAAUAAGUUUUGUGAUAUAUCACACACAUCAGAUUUGUUACAGUCUGGCUGAAAAUCUCCAAAGGACUUAUUGCAGUGCAGUUAAAUGAAAACUCUGUCAGGGCAGGUUCCUAACCAUUACACGUUGCAUCACCUUUCUGUAUCAAGGAUAUAUUAAACUGAAGGGAAGGUGUUUUAAUGUUAUAGAAAUUCUAUGCAAUAUUUUUGCUGGUAUCUCUUCAUGAACUGAAUCCUUAUAGCUUUGUCGGAAGCACAAGCUUCUUUUGUCUAGCAUUUGCAUCUAUUUUUCAUGCUUGCUAAAAUUACUGUCAUGGUCAGUAAUGCUUGCCUGUCUGUUUCAUUUGUAUUAAGCAGUGUUAUGUGCUCGGUAUGUCUGAAGCUUACUUUUUAGUAAAGCAUUGCUAUAAGGAGAAGGCAACAGAACUAUAAAGCAUUUGAGUGAAAUGUGUGGUUUAUCACUGAGCGCUAAGGUACAGCCGGAGAAAAAAAGUGAAUUUGGCAUAUGCUUGAAGAGGGCUGACUUUGUCUUGCCUUUUGAAUUAGCUCUAUACAUUCAUUUCAGCCUGAGCGGUGUUACAAUAUACUCUGUCUGCAAAAUGCAAAUUGAUAGCAUUUAGGUCGGGGACUAAAGCAGACUUAAGAGUCUAGGGACAGUUUGUUCAAAGAUGUAGUAUUAGAAGCAUCUAUAAAAGAUUGCUCCAAAAGAAGCCAAAACCACUAGCCCCUGCUAGAUAGUCUCACAAGGUUGAUUAUAUAGCAACUUUCUGGAUCAACCCACAAGACUGGUUUUCUCUCUCUGUCAAACAAAAUGUGGAGCAAAAUCCUUGUCAAAGUGGCUGGCUCAUUUGAAUUAGUGUUUCUGUAAAUACUCUACUUCACUUAACCAGUUGAACAUCUCAGUUUACUAAGCUGUAAAGACCAUUGCUCUAGAUUUCAUAGGCAUGUAAACUGCUGUUAGAAAUGUUUCUCUCUCAAAAGCAAUAACUAAUUUUAAUCUGAAUUCCUGCCUUGGUUCAAAAUUGAGCUGUAGGUCACUGUAUUCCAAAGGUCAGAAUGUCUUCUAACAGAGCAAAAAACAUAGUCUACUACUUGCAUACGUCUUGCAGCCUCCUUUAGAAUUGUGGCUAUCUCUAAAUAUGGAGUAAAACCAGAAUAAAAUGUAUACUUGAAAAAAUACUGCUAGCUGUAGUUACUGAAGAUUUGUGUGCACAGAAACAUUAUGGACAUGCACUGGGGAGCUAUUUGUCCAUUUUGUUAUCAACUGAAAACAGGUAAGCAUAAUACUUCUUAUAGCCAUUAUAAUGUGAAAAAGAUUUUACUAGCUUGUUAGGUAAACUUUAAAACUUGUUCAAUAUUUGUAACUUGCAUACAAUUAUGUAUUGACAAUGUGGUGAGGAAGCAUUCAGGAAAACCCCUUGUAAAUAUUGCUAGAUUUGCAGUUGUAUAUUUAGUGUGUUCUCUUACAAAACAAUACUGUUAGUACCUUAAUUCUUGGGUGCAUUUAUUUAUUUAUCUGCCCAACCUACGGGCAAGGAGGAAAAAGAGUUGUUAAUUUCAGUUUAAAACGUUAAUAUCUACUCUAAACAUGAAACUGGAUGAAUUGGUUUUAUUAACCUGCCAAUCAAAUAAUAACAUUACAAAAAAGUUGUCCCACAAACAAAAUCAAGCCAGGAAUAUCAGUGAUAAUUAUGCCCUUUUCACAACACAUGUUAUUGUGCCUUACUUUUUUCAGGAUGGCAUGAGGUAAGAAGGGAAUGUUAUUCUUAGCUUUGCUCUUCCUGGAUUUGUGAGGUUGCCUUAACUUUUUUUCAAAAUACAGUUCUUAAGAGUGCAAAAGGCUCAGCAGAGUUUGUGAUGUCAGACUGUACACGUGCAGCUGAGAUUGUAGAAGGUAAAUUUCUUUUUUAAUGGGGCUCAUGAGAAACAGUCCAUUUAUAAUGUAUUCCUACAAAGCUCCUGUGAAUAUAAUGGAUUUGAACAUUCCGCUGUUCUGUUUGGUGUUAGAUGUAUAAAGUUACGGUUAUUUCUGUCAUUAAAUAAACAGCUUUGCCAUGAA